GACCCCUGCGUGGGAUGAGCCGUUGGCCAGCCCUGGAGCGUCUCGCGUGCCCAUCUUGGGUAACGUCGAGCACUUCAGCGGACAUUAUAUCUGGCGUCGCGACGCCUUCGACCCUCAGCCGCUCCGCAGUCGCCCGUCAAUUCACUACUCAUUCCCACGAAGUCAUAAAUAAAAACCACUGAAAAUGUGUGACGACGACGUAGCCGCUCUUGUUGUUGACAAUGGAUCCGGUAUGUGCAAAGCCGGUUUCGCCGGAGAUGACGCGCCACGUGCCGUCUUUCCAUCCAUCGUAGGUCGCCCCCGUCAUCAGGGUGUGAUGGUCGGUAUGGGUCAAAAGGACAGCUACGUGGGAGAUGAGGCCCAGAGCAAGAGAGGUAUCCUCACCCUGAAAUACCCCAUCGAGCACGGAAUCAUCACCAACUGGGAUGACAUGGAGAAGAUCUGGCAUCACACCUUCUACAACGAAUUGAGAGUCGCACCCGAGGAGCACCCAGUCCUCCUGACCGAGGCUCCCCUCAACCCCAAGGCCAACAGGGAGAAGAUGACACAAAUCAUGUUCGAAACCUUCAACAGCCCGGCCAUGUACGUCGCCAUCCAGGCCGUGCUCUCGCUCUACGCCUCCGGACGUACCACCGGUAUCGUCCUCGACUCCGGCGACGGUGUCUCCCACACCGUGCCCAUCUACGAGGGUUACGCCCUUCCCCAUGCCAUCCUCCGUCUCGACUUGGCCGGUCGCGAUCUCACCGACUACCUCAUGAAGAUCCUCACCGAGAGGGGCUACUCCUUCACCACCACCGCCGAGCGGGAAAUCGUUCGCGACAUCAAGGAGAAGCUCUGCUACGUGGCCCUCGACUUCGAGCAGGAAAUGGCCACCGCCGCCGCCAGCACCUCCCUCGAGAAGAGCUACGAGUUGCCCGACGGACAGGUCAUCACCAUCGGCAACGAGAGGUUCCGCUGUCCAGAGGCCCUCUUCCAGCCUUCCUUCUUGGGUAUGGAAUCCUGCGGCAUCCACGAGACCGUCUACAACUCCAUCAUGAAGUGCGACGUCGACAUCCGUAAGGACUUGUACGCCAACAACGUCCUCUCCGGAGGCACCACCAUGUACCCAGGUAUCGCCGAUCGUAUGCAAAAGGAAAUCACCGCCCUCGCUCCAUCCACCAUUAAAAUCAAAAUCAUCGCACCACCCGAGAGGAAAUACUCCGUCUGGAUCGGUGGCUCCAUCCUUGCCUCUUUGUCCACCUUCCAACAGAUGUGGAUCUCCAAACAGGAAUACGACGAAUCAGGUCCCGGAAUCGUUCACCGCAAGUGCUUCUAAAUAUCUUCUCUCAUCAUCAAAGAAAAACCUUAUCCACCUACAAAAAAAAAAAAACAAAAACCUAUCCAAAGGUGGAUCGAAACAAAAAAAAUUCGACAAUCAUCAAUAUGUCGAAUCGUUAUCGUUAUCAAAAGUUGUUCUCCUGUCCCGGUUGGUCAGGAACAACUUCAUUAUCGUUUUAAUGUUCACGUUCAUAUUCUCAUCUCGUCUCGAAGGGCUUUUUUUCGACGAAUCGACGAAAAUAAAAGGGAUAAAAAAACACGGUGGGCUCUUCGUAACAGUGCAUCCACCAGAGGUUGCGUAGCUCCAAAAAGACAAUUAUUUUCGAAACAAAAAUUAGGAGGGGAAUUUUUUUUUCUUUUUUUUUUUUUUUUUUUGAAGUGUCCAGAGUCGCUUCUAUUUACUUCGAAAAGGACAUCUCGGACACUUGAUGAGGGGUGGGGAAGAAAAUUUGGAAAAAAUUGUCUAUGAACGAGCCACGCAGCAUCUUGGUGGUGCAACGCUUUGUUUUUUUUUACUGUCGCGCUAGAGAUCCGGCCGACUCCUCAAAGAUUAUAAUAUUAUAAUUAUGAUAUAGAAAUAACUGUAUAUCGCGUCUGUGUCUAAGUUAAUGUGUAAUCUAGUCUCACACCAGCGAACCGUAUAAACACCGGUAUUCACGUACAAUAUUAUAUCUAUAAUUUAAUUUAUUUUGUAAAUAUUAUAUAUUAUUAUAUUGUUAUACAAUGCCAAAGUCAAAGAAUAUACAUUAUCUCACAUAUUA
Molecule: messenger RNA, 2078 nt
Organism: Leptopilina boulardi
Lineage: Eukaryota; Metazoa; Arthropoda; Insecta; Hymenoptera; Figitidae
Product: actin, muscle-like
Exons: 2
Coding region: 185-1315 (376 amino acids)
Biological process (GO): mitotic cytokinesis
Source: RefSeq, a predicted model, not a curated record